CAAUUCCCCGCAAUCUUCUGAUGCAAAAAUUUGGAAUCAUCAAAGCGCACGUAUUCCUAUUUCACCCCCCCUCACUUUCUCUCUCUACCCCUGCUUCGCUCCGUCAUGUGGGAGAAAGCAGAAUUGCAUCUUGGGUUUUUCUUCGAGGAUCAUAAUUACCCCCAAGGCUAUGAUUGAACCAUAAUUUAGAGGAAAGAUGCAAAGGAACCAUGAGGAAUCCUUUAUCUUUCUGCAUAGCAGGCCUUAUGAUUACAAGUUACAAGUCAGUGGAAAUGGAGUGGAAGGGUGCCCUGGUCUGAAGGAUGAAAUAAAUGUUAAUUCCAAUAGGGUUCUUGAAUUUGACCAUUCACUAUAUACUGGAACUUACUCUCCUUACAGUGAAGGUUACCACAGGCCUAUGUACCAGCAAGACUUCAGUACCUGGACAGCCUUGAACUAUGACUUCCAAAAGGUGCAGCAAAACCAGUGGCGUGCUAUACAGGAGGGACAUUAUUAUCAGAUGGGCAGGGAAUACUCGUAUCCUGUGGAAAGCAGGUUUCACUACCUGCCCUAUAAGAUGCAUUCUCAAUGCUUCCGUCCUGAAGUUCAGUUUCAGGAGUUCCAGUAUUUCGUUGUUAUAGACUUUGAGGCAACUUGUGAUAGAGAGAAGAAUCCUCAUCCUCAAGAAAUUAUUGAGUUCCCAUCAGUGCUGGUAAAUAGUGUAACUGGGCAAUUAGAAGGCUCUUUUCAAACAUAUGUGAAGCCUAUAUAUCAUCAUCAUUUGACUGAUUUCUGCAAGGAACUCACUGGUAUUCAGCAAAUUCAGGUGGACAGAGGUGUUCCUUUGGGCGAAGCUUUACUUAUGCAUGAUAAAUGGCUGGAAGACAAGGGGAUCAAGCAUACGAACUUUGCAGUUGUGACAUGGUCUAACUGGGAUUGCAAGGUGAUGUUAGAGUCAGAGUGCAGGUUCAAGAGGAUAAGGAAACCUCCUUAUUUUAAUAGGUGGAUCAACCUGAAGGUUCCCUUCCAUGAGGUGUUUGGGGAUGUGCGUUGCAACCUCAAGGAGGCAGUUCAGCGAGCAGGCCUGGAGUGGGAGGGGCGUGCCCACUGUGGCCUCGACGAUGCCCGCAACACCGCCCGCCUCCUCUCCCACCUUAUGUCUCGUGGCUUCCGCUUCUCCAUCACCAACUCACUGACCUGGCGCAUCGCUGACCUAGCAAUGCCACCCCAUGGGCCCCAGGAAUCCAUUAUGGGGGCUCUGCUCCAAAGCCCAGACAGGCUCAUUGGACCUUACCACCUUAACAACAACCAACAGAGGCCCACUAUAUUAGCCAAGCAGUCAAACCUGGCCCCCUGGACCGAGCCCACUGGCCCACUCCACAAGGCGGCAGGCACCACCACUUAUUGCUAUUGUGGUGUUAUGAGUAGCAAGAUAAUGGCGAAGAAGCCAGGCCCAAAACAUGGGAGCUUCUUCUUUGGCUGUGGGAAUUGGACCACAGUAUGGGGGGCUCGUUGCUCAUACUUUGUGUGGGCCUCCCCUUAAUUUACUCGUUACCAGUAUCUGCCAAAGCUCAGUUAUGUUAUAGGACUGUCACAAUAAUGAUAAGUAAUGGUGCUGAAGUCUGGGUUUUAGGGUUAGAAUUUAGAUGGUGUUGCGAAAGUGGUUGUCAAGGUUUUAGAGAGAGAGAGAGGAGAGGGGAAUCAUGUGGUUAGGGGAAUGGUGGUGUUUAUAUUAGGAAAUGGAUAUAUGUGGCUAAGGCUUUUGGGCAACAGCCAUGGUAAGGGCUAAUGUUUUAGCUGACUCUGUGGUAACAGUGAAGGGGACACUGUUAAGCGACACUCUUUGGACAUGCUUGGACAUGGUUAAUUAUAUAAUCCCAAUAAUUUACUAAGCAGGGACCUUGCUUCUUUAUCAUGUGCCCCUUACUAAGCAGGGACCUUGCUUUCUUUA
Molecule: messenger RNA, 1930 nt
Organism: Amborella trichopoda
Lineage: Eukaryota; Viridiplantae; Streptophyta; Magnoliopsida; Amborellales; Amborellaceae
Molecular function (GO): zinc ion binding; 3'-5'-RNA exonuclease activity; nucleic acid binding
Source: RefSeq, a predicted model, not a curated record